Uranotaenia lowii is the source of this 2515-nucleotide messenger RNA. RefSeq names its product proton channel OtopLc-like. Gene Ontology annotation, cellular component: membrane. The transcript is spliced from 6 exons. Bases 304 to 2394 code for a protein of 696 amino acids. Gene Ontology annotation, molecular function: proton channel activity. The record is from RefSeq and is a predicted model, not a curated record. Gene Ontology annotation, biological process: proton transmembrane transport. Lineage: Eukaryota; Metazoa; Arthropoda; Insecta; Diptera; Culicidae.
UAUCGACGUGCUAAUUGAUUGCAAUGUUUGACAAGCGAUCAACCGAUUUUCCCUCUCCGUAUAUCUUGAGUUCGGUUUUUUAUUUUCGAUUACCUACUAUUUUGAGUAACCGCAAACUCGAUCCCUCCCACGAGUGAGAAAUUCCAAAAAUCCCGAUACACCUUUGGAAAGAGGAAAAUGGCUCUGUCGGAUUCAGUUUUGGUUCGGUUCUAAUCCGGAACGGAUCGUCGGUAAUCGUGUGGAAGUGUUUGUGUAGAAAGGAAUCGCUACAACAACAAUCGAUUGAGUAUCGAGCUAGAGAGUAUGGAUGGUGAAUUCGAGUGGGUUGAUCCGCAGCACGAGAACGCUCAGCAUGGCAGAAGGCAGGCGGAAAUGGCUCGGCUGAUUACUCUCCAGGAGGAAACCACCGCAGAUAAUGACCCGAAGGACAUUCAGAUCCUUAUCACCAAACCAACACCCAAUGAGCUUGGAGUUCCUCAGCAGCAAUCGCCGAAUCGAUUGACUCCGAACACCAGCUUCGUUUACAAACCGGGCAACCGUCGUGGAACCGGACACAGUGACUGUUCCGGACCGGGGGAUGCGGUCGGUUCCCGAAGGCCUUCCAUGUUCAAUGCCCUGCCGAGGCCAUCGUUCAGUGCCACCAAGCGGAAUCUGCUGGAGUUCCUGCAAAAACAUGGCAGCCGGCUGUCGCUCAACAAAAAGGACGAUCUCAAGGAGAUGGAAUCGCCGAUCGUGACCGAGAUGAGGAACAAAAACCGAGCCGUGGCUGAGGACCACUUCAGCACCGCCCUAUCGGCCCUGUACGCCAAGCUGCUAAUCGUGCUGGGAAUCGCAUUUCCCAUCACGGAUGUCGUGUCGGACCAGGCCCCGGAGAACUUCUUCCAGGUGUUCUACCUGUACCUGUACCUGAUGAGCAUGGCCUUCGUUUGCUUCAUCUACGUCACCCAGUAUCGGCAGAGGACCCGGCUUCUCUCGUUGAUGGAGCAGUACAAUGAUGGUGCCAUCCCAGAUACCCUUAAAGGAUCCCACUCCAGAUUUGGAUCGUUCUAUCUUAGGGUUGGAGCAAUUGCUUUCGGCAUCGGAAGUAUGGUCUAUUCUGGGCUAGAAUUUGGACAGUAUUUUGAAUUAAAACACGACGAACGCUGCCAGAAUGUACUGAUUGCCCUAAUCCCGGCCGGCCGAAUGACCCUCUGCAUCCUGCAGAUGCAGUUCAUCUUCUUCAGCAGCGGCCAAUUCCAGAUGGACCGGCACAAGUUCGUGUCCCGCUUCGGGCUGAUGCACAUGCUGGCCACCAAUCUGUGCGAAUGGUUGUACGUGAUCAUCGAAGAGGCCAAGCACGAAAUCGUGCACAUCGCUCACGGGGGGCUGCACGGGAUGAUGCUGGACCGGGCAGCAAACGACGACCCGACGAAGAACGGCACCAGCGAUGAAGCCAUGCACCACCGCCAUUUGGUCAAACGGGAAAUGGUCUCGCCGGCCGUGCCCGGAUUCGAGUGCCAUCGGUCCAACAUUAUGGGGUCAUUGGUUCAGAAUGCGGCACCCUUUUUGUUUCCGUGUACGAUUGAAUACUCGCUGAUUUGUGCCGUCAUCCUGUACGAAAUGUGGAAGAAGCUGCGGCACGCGAAUCGCCGGGGCAGCACCGCGCGGAAGGGUUCCCGGAAGAGCCUGACCGGCAAAAGUGCCAAUCUGCUGUCGAUUGAUUGCUCCAGUGCCCAGCGGGGAAUGUUCGGUGGCGUCCUGGUCAUCGUGUUGACCAUCAUCGUGCUAAUUAUGUACUUUGUGCUGCAUAAAGAACAGAACUACCAACAUGUGGCCACAAUGGAGGUUACGAUUAGCGAAAUAGUUCUGUACGGCAUCACGACGGCAGCCGUCGUCUAUGCCAUGUUUGUGAUGCGCGAUCUGAAGUUCUCGCAGAAGAAGGGCGACGCUGGAAUGUCAUUGGAUUGCACCUUGCUGGUGUUGGCACAGGUCGGCAUCUACAUCUACGGCAUGUUCAGCAUGAUUGGGACGUUCUUCUCGAUCGGCAUCUCCGAGUACGCCACUUCGUAUUCCUUGAUCGCCGAGCUGCUAUCGAUCGUGCAAACAUCGGUUCAAACGUUGUUCACGCUGAACUCGUGGUGGCGCCGCUGCAAGGGUGCCAAACAGAAUCGGGCAAAACCCGGGCGGGAAGUCAUAACCUUCCUUCUGGUAGCCAACAUGUCGAUCUGGUUCGUUAAUACCCUGAUCAAGACCAAUGCCAGCUUCCGACCGUCGUUGAUGUCCUUCUAUGGAGUGUGGGCCUGGACUAUCAUUACCCACGUGUCGAUGCCACUGGCCAUCUUCUAUCGGUUCCAUUCGACCAUUUGUCUGUUCGAAGUUUGGAAGAAUACCUACAAAGUACGCUAUGAUCACUGAUGGGAUCGGAGGAGUGUCAGUGAUACCGCCUCAUUAUUAUAUCUGAUAAGAAACCUUUGUGAUAGAGAUAAAAAAAAACUAGAUUAAGCGAAUGAUGUAAGUCGAAUAAUUAAAACUGAGU